UGGCUAAUCAUUUGUGCUGAGUCGACGUUAUAGUUAACACCAUGAUGAAACUUAUCUGGCUGCUAAUCGGAUGCGUUGUUCUGAUUCAUUCAACCUCAGCUCGUCAAGCUACCAGUCAGGCUGAUUGCGGGAUGAAUGAAACGUACACCGAUUGUGGAUCCUGUGUGGAAGAUAUCUGUGGGCAGCCCAAAAUAUACGCAAAAUGUUUUGCCUGUACCAAGGGCUGUUUCUGUAACGAGGACUAUAUCCGGGGAAGCCGCGGAGGAACCUGUAUUCCCAAGUGUAAAUGCUCUAAGCUGCCUAAGUAAAAGGGUAUAGA
Messenger RNA from Uranotaenia lowii, 319 nucleotides. RefSeq names its product chymotrypsin-elastase inhibitor ixodidin-like. Bases 42 to 308 code for a protein of 88 amino acids. The record is from RefSeq and is a predicted model, not a curated record. NCBI's taxonomy places the organism in Eukaryota, Metazoa, Arthropoda, Insecta, Diptera, Culicidae. The transcript is spliced from 2 exons.